Molecule: messenger RNA, 213 nt
Organism: Cordyceps militaris CM01
Lineage: Eukaryota; Fungi; Ascomycota; Sordariomycetes; Hypocreales; Cordycipitaceae
Exons: 3
Coding region: 1-213 (70 amino acids)
Source: RefSeq, a predicted model, not a curated record
AUGAGCUCUCCGUCUCAGCCCCAGGACAUUCCUCCCGCUACUGAGCAGCCUCGCCGCCGAAGCUCCGGCUGGAUGCCCGCCUACGAGAGCCUCACCCGCAAUCGCAGCGAGGCCCAGGCCGCCGCCCGUCGCCAGAGCAUGUCUGACCAGCAGGCCAAGCUCGGCAUCUUUGGCAGCUUCUUCCACAACAACUUUGGAAGAAAUUCCAAGUAA